GUCCGCAAUGGCGGCCGAGCCUGAGGCCUUCCUGGUGCCGCCGCCUCCCUCGUCCUCCGCCGGCGGCGGAGCGCGGCGGGACGAGGAGGAGGAGGCCGAGCCCCCGCGGCCGCGCAACGGCUUCCGCUCGGCGGGAGGGGGCAAGCGGCGGAGCAGCUGCGGGGCCAAGCAGCCGGCGUGGAAGCGGCGGCGCCGGGCGGCCUCGGAGUGCGGCCCGGUGCUGCCGUCCGAGUUCCUGCUCGGGGGCAACAUCUUCGACCCGCUGAACCUCAACAGCCUCCUGGACGAGGAGGUGAGCCGCGCCCUGAACGCGCGCACCCCGCAGAGCUCCCCGCUGCCCGCCCGCGGCCGCGACCCGGUGGAGAUCCUGGUGCCCCGCGACAUCACCGACCCGCUGAGCCUCAACGCGCCGGGCGAGGGGCUGCGCUUGGCUUCCCCCGCCAAAUCCACCCGCCGGCGGCACCGCCACCGCGGCCAGCAGCGAGCCGCCACCGCCGCCAGCACCGCCGCCACCGCCAGCGAUGAGGCCGCCUGCCCGCACGCCCUCCCCGCCGCCAGCACGCCGCCGUGUGCCGCCGCCUGCCCCGGCCCCGGCCGGCACCGCAAGCGGCGACGGACUUGCAGUAAAUCGGAAGGGACGCGGCCGCCGCCGGAGAAGCCGAAACCUCCCGGGAAAACCCCCCCCCGGCGGCAGGCGCGCAAGUUCCAGUAUGGGAAUUACUGCAAAUACUACGGUUACCGGAACCCCGACUGCGAGGACGGGCGGCUCCGCGCCAUGCGGCCCGAGUGGUUCGCGGGCAAGGAGGUGUUGGACGUGGGGUGCAACGUGGGGCACCUCACCCUGAGCAUCGCCAAGCGCUGGGGGCCCGCCCGGGUGGUGGGGCUGGACAUUGACGGGGGGUUGAUCCGCUCGGCCCGGCAGAACAUCCGGCACUAUCUGUCGGAGGAGAUCCAGGCGGGGGCAGGAGGGGGGGACACGGCGGCGGCGGCAGCAGGAGGAGGAGGAGGAGGAGGGAGGAAGGGGUUUCCCGCCGCUCUGCUGGCGAGUCGGGGGCCCAUCGCUGCCCCCCGCCUGCCCCCCGACGGGCCCGGGGCCGCCGACUUCCCACACAACGUCGUCUUCGUCACGGGGAACUACGUUCCGGAGCGGGAGGAGGCGGUGGCCGCGCAGCGCCCCGAGUUCGACGUCGUGCUCUGCCUCUCCCUCACCAAGUGGGUGCAGCUCAACUGGGGCGACGAGGGGCUCAAGCGCCUCUUCCGCAGGGUUUACCGGCACCUGCGCCCCGGCGGGAUCCUGCUGCUCGAGCCCCAGCCCUGGGCCUCCUACCGCAAGCGCAAGGGCCUCACCGAGACAACGUACCGGAACUACCAGCGGAUCCGGCUGCGCCCGGAGCAGUUCCCGUCCUACCUGACCUCCCCCGAGGUGGGGUUCGACAGCUACGAGCUGCUGGGAACCCCCCAGCAUGCGGCCAAAGGCUUCCAGCGGCCCAUCUAUCUCUUCCACAAGGGACAAGGCAACGCCCACUGAGCCCCCCCGUGACCCACAAGUGUGGGGGGACCCCGACGCCACCAUGGGGGGGGGGUCACUCCUUCCCCCCCCGCCCCCAAAACCAGAUGCCAAAUGGGGGAGCCCAGCCCC
Molecule: messenger RNA, 1639 nt
Organism: Strigops habroptila (Kakapo)
Lineage: Eukaryota; Metazoa; Chordata; Aves; Psittaciformes; Psittacidae
Gene: MEPCE
Product: methylphosphate capping enzyme
Exons: 4
Coding region: 8-1528 (506 amino acids)
Biological process (GO): snRNA modification
Molecular function (GO): O-methyltransferase activity; RNA methyltransferase activity; snRNA binding
Source: RefSeq, a predicted model, not a curated record